This is a messenger RNA of Lytechinus variegatus (green sea urchin), 2088 nucleotides long. RefSeq names its product putative nucleotidyltransferase MAB21L1. The record is from RefSeq and is a predicted model, not a curated record. The coding region runs from base 46 to 1401 and encodes 451 amino acids. NCBI's taxonomy places the organism in Eukaryota, Metazoa, Echinodermata, Echinoidea, Temnopleuroida, Toxopneustidae. The transcript is spliced from 2 exons.
UAACUACGUCUGAUCUCGAAGACUAGUCGCGUCGAUGCGAUUGUCAUGAACACGGGUGUAAACAACAUGGCAGGCACUGGAGAAAACUCGACAAAAUCAAAGAACAAAAUCAGUUUAUCGAAUUCGUUAACCAAAUAUCUCCACGAUACUGUUUUACCGAGGAGACGGGAAAUACAAGAGGUUCAUAGAGCACUCAUCAGACGGAUAAUUGGGCCGAUUUUGAGGAAGAUUAGUGAGCUAGACGACCGCUUCCAAAGUGAAUGCGAGGGACUAUUGAAUGAGACCGGUGAAAGCUUUGUGGGUGUUAAUCAUUGUCAAUAUUACAAAGUUGACGUCGCCGUGGUUUUGUCGAAUCUCCUCUCUCCAAAAUGCCUCGAAAAAUCCUCUCAAGGACUUCCUUUGCAAGGGCAACAACCUGCCGCUUUUCUAGACAGUGCUGCGUGUGAUAACCCGUACAUUUCACCUCUUUCCGGCUUCGGAUACGUUCUUGCCGACACUGAAAAACUGCUCCUCCAUGAUUUGCUGAGUAUCAAGCAAGAUGAGGUGUCAUCAGCCCAACAUGAUGAUGUCAGUUUCUCAAAUAGAUCCUUUCUUUCUCCUGGGAAGGUUGUGAAGAGGUUUGCCAACCUUGUCGAGGAAAGUGUGGAGAUUUUGCUGGAGGAAUGUAUCUGGGAAGAAGAACCAACGGUCUAUGAAAUUUCUGUGAAAAGAGAAGGUCAUUUAGUGAGACUGCAUGUUAUACUAAGAGGCGAGGAAUAUACAAUUGAACUGAUCCCUGCAUUGGAACUCACUGGCUGGUGGCCAAAGAGUCUACAGAACUGGGGACCUGAGUGUGCCGCAAGGCCAAACCAAUGGUUGGACUAUGCUCUCAUGUCAAAGGUCAAGAAUAAAUUCCAUGUGUUCCCCGCCCGGCCCCCACCAGGCCACGAUGCCUUCCGACUCUGGUGCACCUACUUCAGCUUGAGUGAGAAGGUCUUGGCUAGGACCGUGAUCGAAGACGACGUCCCCGAGGUGUCGUGCCGUGCUCCCAUCCUGCUGACAAUGCUGUCGCUCUGCGAGGAGAACUCCGAAGAGUUCUACCCAGUCACGCCACGGAUCAUAACCACCGCAUUUCUCCAUCAGUGCACGCAGUAUCCCCUUCAAGAUGACUGGACACCUAAUAAGCUUGGAAGAGCUUUUGUGGACCUUUUCUUGUCUCUCAUAGGCAUGUUGAAGUCAGGAACCUGUAAUCACUACUUUCUCCCAUCCUGUAACAUCUUGGACAACUCAGAAGACCUGAAACCUGUAGCACACCAUCUCAAAGCCAUUCUUAAUGACAUUGUAGAGAACCCAAACAAGACACAAUUUUUGCAUCUUAAUCAUAAGUCAAAAAACAGGGCUGGUAACACUGGAAGUCGGUAGGAUAGGACAGAUCAUGGAUGUGCAGUGUACAUGUACAGUAUAGGCUAAGUCCACCCAUUAUCUACUAGUUGAAUUUUAAGUUUUUUUGAUAGAGCAACGGUGAAAAUUUCAUCAGAAUUAGAAGAAACUUCUUUAAAGUCAAGGGUUUUCCUCAGUACCCCUUCUUCCCAAAAUGCUUUCUGGGCGGAUAUCAUCCCCAUUACAGAUACAAUCAGUGGUUCCUUUAUCUCAUAAUCAGACAAAGAAUUAGGAGGGGCAGUCAUCAGGUGUAUUCAGACCGACUCAAAUUCCAAAAAAUACCAGGGAUUCUCUGACUGGGAAAUUUACCCUGAUCUACCCCAAUUGGAAAAUAUCCGAUAAAUAGUAGGUACUGGUCAAAAUUAUGAGAACUUUCGGAUGUCGCAGGGACUUUUCCAAGGUCGCAGGUAUUCUUGCAAAUUAGGAGAUCUUUCUCAACUGAAAAAGCGGUUGGCGAGGGCACUGAGGUGCUCAUACCUCCCAGACCAUAUUGUACAUGCUUGUAACUAUGAGAACAUACCCCUAAAUAGUCUGCUUCAGAUCAGUAUGUAUGUGGGAAAUUAUUGUCAUCUAUUUUAUUAAGUUCAUGUAAAUGUACAGGUAUUCUGAUUAUUGAAGUGUUCUGGAUACACCCAUUGACCCAAAUUCACAAAGGUGGAUUUUAAAACC